GGGCAGUGGUGCUAAAAGUGAUGAAGAUGUCAUAACAUGUGAUGCUUGUGGUGGGCGAGGUGUUAAAGUAGUUAAACAGAUGCUUGGACCCGGAAUAUUUCAACAAUUCCAUUCCACGUGUGAUUCAUGUGGUGGAAAAGGUAAAAUUGUAAAGUCUAAAUGUCCCGCCUGCGAUGGUAAGAAGGUUUUACGCGCAAACGAACAAUUAACUGUUGUCAUAGAUCGAGGGAUGAAAGAUGGUAACACCGUGGUUUUCGAGAAAGAAAGUGAUGAGGCACCUGAUACGAUACCUGGGGAUAUUAUAUUUAAAAUAAAAACCCUUCCACAUUCAAUAUUUAAAAGAAAUGGUGAUAAUUUAUAUAAAAAGGAAAUUAUAACGUUAAUUGACGCACUUACUGGUUUUGAAAGGAAUUUCACACAUCUUGAUGGCAGAACUGUCACAAUAAAACGUGAUACAGUGACACAACCAAAUUAUGUUCAAGUUAUUAAGAAUGAGGGUAUGCCUAUGCAUCGAUCACAACUUAAAGGUGACUUAUAUGUAGAAUACACUGUAGUAUUUCCUUCAGUCAUUGAUGAUGCAACAAAAGAAGUAUGA
This is a messenger RNA of Scutellospora calospora, 595 nucleotides long. The record is from the annotation of a GenBank genome assembly. NCBI's taxonomy places the organism in Eukaryota, Fungi, Glomeromycota, Glomeromycetes, Diversisporales, Gigasporaceae.